Messenger RNA from Paramecium pentaurelia, 368 nucleotides. The record is from the annotation of a GenBank genome assembly. Lineage: Eukaryota; Ciliophora; Oligohymenophorea; Peniculida; Parameciidae.
AAUGAAUUAAAAGCCUCUUUCUUCAAACAGUUCAGCCAGUUAAAACUUAAAUUUUGGUGAUUAUGAGAAAGUCAAAUUUACAUUUAGUGGAUUAGACAAGUAUAUUGUCAUGGUAUUCAAAAUAUAUUAAUGGGAAGGAAUUAAAUACUAAAAUUGCGUUGGAAGAUUUAAAGUUCACAUUUGCCAACAUUUUAAAAACAGAUUUCUUUGCAAAGAAGCUUGAAUAUCAUGUUGUAAAAGGAUUUAAAGAUAAGACAUUAUCAGCUUAAAAAUCUUUGGCACAUUAAGAAAUAUCUAGUGAUUUUAAAGGCCAAGGCCCAGGUCAGUAAUUAAAUAUACAAGUUAAAUUUAUCGAAGAAGGUGCUUGA